Molecule: messenger RNA, 1952 nt
Organism: Trichoderma harzianum CBS 226.95
Lineage: Eukaryota; Fungi; Ascomycota; Sordariomycetes; Hypocreales; Hypocreaceae
Exons: 3
Coding region: 1-1896 (631 amino acids)
Molecular function (GO): oxidoreductase activity
Source: RefSeq, a predicted model, not a curated record
AUGGCACCACGAGACACUCGCCCGAGCUCCAAUCUCGUGAAUCCCACUAGUCUUUCCGAUCCGCAAUGGUACUCUCAUGGCAUAAGCAUUGAGGGUGCUGGGAGAACCAUCCGCACAUCUGGACAGGUUGCCCAGCGCGGCGAUGGCACCUGGCCGUCAUCUGUGGCAGAGCAGAUCCAACAAGCUGUAGCUAACUUGGAGGAAGUUCUUAAAGCCGCUGGCGCAUUCCCUCGAGACAUUGUUCAUCUUCGCUUUUACGUCGUUGACUGGGAACUUUCCGCAGCUAAUGACCUCAUUGCACCAGUCUUGGCUCUCCUCACAGACAAAUAUGGUUCUGCCAAUAAACCGUUGACGACGCUCGUACCGGUUCCCAAACUUGCGUUCCCGGAAGCAAAGUUUGAGAUUGAAGCGAUCGCUAGCGUUGGCAAUGCUUCUCGCCCGUGGCUUGCAGAGAGAGAUAUGAUCCAGAAGCUCUCAAGCGACACAAUUUCUACACCGACCAUUGAGACCGAUGUCGUUGUGGUUGGCGGCGGCUUCUCAGGCAUCAUGGCUGCAUACGAACUAAACCAAGCUGGAUACUCGGUCAUUCUUUUGGAAGCCAAACAUCGUAUUGGAGGUCGCAGUCGAACUCAACGACUUAAAACCAAUCCGAAUGCCGUUGUUGAGCUUGGUGCAACAUGGAUCAAUAAGAAGACACAACCCACCAUAUAUGCUCUGACGCAGAAAUUUGGACUGGAAACUGAAGCUCAAUACACGGAAGGCGAUCAGAUUUACCAAGGAUACGAUGGGAGAAUCUAUAGAUGUAACAUGGAUCAAGCUCAUAAUGAGAAUACUCAACAGGUGCAAAAGUUUAUUCUUCUCAUGGCUGAAGCUGCCGAAAAGUGUAAUAUCCGCCUCUUUGACGAGUUUCCGGAAGAGGAGGAUGUCACAUUGGCUGAAUGGGUAGCCCAAAAAGGACUCGCGGAUAACCCUGCCGUUGAGGCGACUUGUCGUUUAUUGUGCUCUGCAGUUGUCGGCCGUGAGCCCGAGGAUGUUGGAGCACACUACUUCUUGGACUAUCUCAAAUCUUGCUAUGGUUACAUGAGUAUCGUAAGCGAAGGCGAGGAAGGAGCCCAGUCCCUCAAAAUCAAGACCGGUACAUCAUCUAUAGUUGAUGCUCUAGCAAAUACCCUACCUGCUGGUUCUGUAAUGCUUCACAGCCCAGUUGACAGCAUCUCUCAGUAUGCCAGGAAUGAGGUUCACGUCACAACCAGCAGUGGCGCAACCUACAAGGCUAAAAGAGUCAUCAUUGCUAUCCCAACAAACACAUAUACAAACAUUCAAUUUACCCCGCCAUUGCCGCCUACCAAGAAAGCUCUCGUCACUCGAACAAAGCCAGGUAUAUAUGCAAAGGCUAUCUUGACAUACUCGUCUCCGUGGUGGCGAGAUGCAGGGCUUGUGGGGAAGUUUGAAUCAGUCAUUGGCCCCAUAUGUUUCAGCUGGGAUAUUAGCGAUCUUUCUAAGAAACAAUACAGCUUGGCAAUUUUUGUUGCCGGAAAAGUCGCUAGUGAGUGGCAUAAGUUGGAUGAAUUAGCGCGCGAAGAAGCCAUCAUUGAGCAUCUGGCAACGCUUGUGGGAGAGAACUCUUCGCUUGCAGCAAAAGCCCGCAAUAUCCUGGAGUUUAACAUGGUAGAGUGGACAAAGGAAGAAUAUAUCGGUGGUGCACCGACUAGCGCCUUAGGCCCCGGUAUGCUGAAAAAGUUUGGCACAGUUCUCAGGGAGUCCGUGGGAAGUAUUCAUUUUGGGGGUGGAGAGACGGCAUACGAGUGGAAGGGUUACAUGGAGGGUGCUAUCACGGCUGGACAACGGGUUGCCAAAGAGGUCGCUGAUGAACUAGCAGCUCAACCUCAGCUCUAAAUAUUAGGAUGUAUGUUCCGUAAGCCUCUCACUUAGCAAACAAAGGAAAUGGAUGC